Molecule: messenger RNA, 602 nt
Organism: Etheostoma cragini (Arkansas darter)
Lineage: Eukaryota; Metazoa; Chordata; Actinopteri; Perciformes; Percidae
Gene: gcm2
Product: glial cells missing transcription factor 2
Exons: 2
Source: RefSeq, a predicted model, not a curated record
AUGCCAUGUUUUCAGAUGUCUUCAACAGAUGUUUCCUGUUUCCUGUUUCAGGCGAUAGGCCCCGCCCUCCUGUCCUGCGUUGACCCGUCAGACAGACUCUCCUUCAUGGAGCCGAACUUCUCGCAGCAUUACCCAGCAUUCCAGAGCCCGGAGCCCUACUACAACCCCCACAAUGCACUAGGAGAGGCCCCGCCCACUCUGCAGAAACCAGCUAAUCCAAGGCUCUACAUGGGCCGGCCCAGCUACGACUUCCAGGGGUACCUGACCUCGCCUUCGUACCCCAUGACAUCGGAACUCUGUGACCCCCGGGUGGCUCCGGUCCUGGGGUCCUCGUCUUCCUCUGGGUCUUCCUCGGCCCCGCUCCCCUCGUCGUGCGGGACCUUCGACCCUCAGACCAAGUCCCCGGCGGGCUGGAAGGACCUUCUGAAGACCUCCGCUCCCCCGCCCCCUCUGCUGAGCUCUGCCCCCUAUGCCGACAACCACCACUACUACAGCGCCGAGUACCCCUGCCGUUACCCCGGCAACGCCCCGGGGUCCCCCGCAGCGCUGCAGACCAUCAUCACCACGACAACCAAGGUAGAAACACUCACACAGACAGACAG